Lentinula edodes (shiitake mushroom) is the source of this 1599-nucleotide messenger RNA. RefSeq lists its product as uncharacterized. NCBI's taxonomy places the organism in Eukaryota, Fungi, Basidiomycota, Agaricomycetes, Agaricales, Omphalotaceae. The record is from RefSeq and is a predicted model, not a curated record. The transcript has a single exon. The coding region runs from base 1 to 1599 and encodes 532 amino acids.
AUGGCCCAGUACCUCCUCCAACCUCGUAUCGAAGCAAUUCCACUCUAUCUCUCUCCCGACGACACUUCGUUCCUCAAAACACGAAUAUCCUCAAUCGAGAUAGAAUUGGCGCGUCUAGAGAUUCAACUUUCGCAACUCAAACGCCAACUCAAAAAGAAAAGACAAAAUCUUGCGUUUAUGUAUAAUAUUCUUGCACCAGUUCGCCAAUUACCCUUUGAGCUUUUGUCCAACAUUUUUUCCGAAUACUGUUCUCUCGCUAUCAAGAGGCCUAGACCUAUCCCGUCCAGAAAAAGCUUGAAACCACAAUUGCUCUUAUCACAAAUCUGUUCGACAUGGAGGCAAGUCGCUUUUGGGACGCCUAGACUUUGGUGCGAACUCCGGAUCUUGUUGAGCCCAAAAGGUGGGAUCUCUUCAGAUGAUAUCGAUGCAAUGAUGGUGGACUCUUGGCUCGGGCGCAGUGGAUCACUUCCUUUGCAUAUCUUGAUUGCACAGUGGCAUCCAAACAGUUCUCUUGCUCCUCAAAAUCUCCUAAAUCGACUGGUUCCGUUUUGCAAUCGCUUGCAGUCAUUGUGUUUAGCCCUACCUCUCCAAUGUCUUCUUUCAUUCCUCGACAAACAACUGGCUUUUACCGUUUUGAACAAGAUCGACUUGACUCUUCUUCAGAAUGCAAACAAAUCAGAAUUCAGUGAUGUUAUACCAAGUUUCCCUCAAUGUCGUCGAUUUACAACGUUUCUCAAUGCGCUUCAAUUACGCACCGUCAAAUUGAACCUGUCUUGUUCAGCAUACAGCAAUAGCUCUUUCUUGGCUCAAACCGUAUUCAUGAUUCCCCUUCCUUUGAAACAGCUACACUCUUUACAUCUUGAACUUCGUGACCCUGGCGACUACUACUCUCUGGCUGAUGCUCGCUCCUACUUUGAAUUACUCCGUAAUUGCCAGCAUACGGUAGUCGAGUGCCGGUUCGUACGAUGUCCUGCAUGGCUAUGUGACGCAUUGCUCAAGAUUUCCGGAACUAUGGUUUUUCCCGCCCUGAAGGUUCUCUGUCUGGAACAGUGGCAGGAAGAGAACGAGGCGCGGUUUAUCCAACAUAUCACUGUCCCUUCUCUUGUUACCCUCCGUAUCGAUCACAGCGACUAUGGCGGGGAUGAUCCUUCUGACUCGUUCUCCCAGCAUCUCAUCGCCCUGAACACGAGAUCCUCUUCCUCGUUAUCGACGCUGGAAUUGAUCCGCGUGCGGUUGAUGUGUACAAAGGACAUCCUUUCUGUCCUUGUCGUUCUGCCGACUCUCAAACACCUGAAGCUCAAUGACUGUAAUCUCAACACGAAACUGCUGAUGCACGGACUCCUUCUUUGCGACUCGGAAGGACAUAAGCCUAUAAUCUCAAAACUCGAAUCGUUGCAUCUGGUGGAUUUCGAAGUCAUCCCGAAAGGCUGUGAAAACUGCAUCGUCGACAUGGUAGAAUCUCGCACCGUUGUGAAUGGUGAUUCGAGAGCGUACUUCAGUACUUUGACGUUAGCCUAUAGACAUCAUCGAAUUACAGAGACGAUGAUUACUCGGUUGAACGAUCUGCUGCUUCACUUGAAUCUAAAGGCGAAAGACUAA